AUGUACAACGCUCACCGUGGCAUGGUGCCCGGCGGGCCAAACAACCGUCUGCAGGACCUGCUUGACCAGAUUCGCCAGGAGUUUGAGAACGAAGCUGGCCGCGCCGGCGAGUAUGAGCGUCAACUCAGUACCCAGCUCCAGGAGAUGGAUCUGGUGCGCACCAAAAUAUACCAAUUGGAACAGACGCAACUCUCCAUGAAGCAAAAGUACGAGGAUGAACUGGCGCGCCUGCAGAGACAGCUUGAAGCCGCCGGAGGCCCGACUCACACUGCCCAUGUUGCCGGCUCGCAGCACGGCGGUCCGAGCCAGCCUCAGCCGCCAACCAUCGGUCACGGCCAGGGCACUUUGUUCGGCGGUAUAAUGGCGGGCGCAGGCGCACAAGGACCGGGUCUGGCUCCCCCUCCGCAGGAGGCUGCUCAACCUCAGGCUCUCCCCGCUCAUGGCGCGCCUCCGGGUCCUCCCGGCCUCAACCCCGCCCCCGGCCCACCAUCGCACCCCUCUUUUGGUGGUGCCUACCCAGGCCCCGCUGGUGUCAAUGGCUAUGGCCCGCAGGCACCACAGCCCACUGCUUCUCCUGGUCCUGGAAAACCUAGGCCUGGCCGCGGCCCCCCUGGACCCCCGACUCCUCAGCAGAACUCGGCCGCACCUUACCCUGGCUCCCCUCAGGUUCCGCGCCCCACGCCCCCGCCUGGCCAGCUGCACGAGCCCGCUGCGGCCCUUGCCGCGACUGCUCCUAACGUUGGCAACAACCUUGCGGAUCUCGACGUUGAGCACGUGCCCGACAACUUCAAGCGGGAAGGCCCAGACUGGUUUGCCAUUUUCAACCCGCGCGUCCGCCGCACCUUGGAUGUCAACCUGGUCCACACGCUUCCUCACCAGAGUGUCGUCUGCUGUGUUCGUUUCAGCCACGACGGCCGUUACAUUGCCACUGGCUGCAACCGUUCGGCCCAGAUCUUCGAUGUCCAGACGGGUCAGCUGCGGGCUCACCUCCAGGACGGCUCGCUCACCGAGGAGGGCGACCUUUACAUCCGCAGCGUCUGUUUCAGUCCCGACGGCAAGUACCUUGCCACGGGUGCCGAGGACAAGAUCAUCAGGGUUUGGGAUAUCGAAGCCCGCACCAUCAGGCACCAGUUCUCCGGACAUGACCAGGACAUUUACUCCCUGGACUUUGCUCGCAACGGUCGUCUCAUCGCUUCUGGCAGUGGUGACCGCACGGUCCGUCUGUGGGACAUCACGUCGAACCAACAGGUUCUGCAGCUUUCAAUCGAGGAUGGCGUUACUACCGUAGCCAUUUCCCCUGACAACCGCUUCGUUGCUGCUGGCUCUCUCGACAAGAGCGUCCGCGUCUGGGACACCACCAGUGGCUACCUGGUCGAGCGCCUGGAGGGAGACGUUGGCCACAAGGACAGCGUUUACUCUGUCGCCUUCUCGCCCAACGGCCGCGACCUUGUCUCUGGUUCUCUGGACAAAACCAUCAAGAUGUGGGAGUUGUCGACGCCUCCGCGCAGCAUUCCUGGCACUGGCCCCAAGGGCGGCAAGUGCAUCAGGACGUUCGAAGGCCACAAGGACUUUGUUCUCAGUGUGGCCCUUACGCCCGACGGCCAAUGGGUGCUCUCCGGCUCCAAGGACAGAGGCGUGCAGUUCUGGGACCCUGCCACUGGUAUCGCCCAGCUCAUGUUGCAGGGUCACAAGAACUCGGUUAUUUCCGUCGCUCCCAGCCCCAUGGGUACUCUUUUCGCUACCGGCUCCGGCGAUAUGCGCGCAAGAAUCUGGAGGUACGUGCAAUUUUCCCCCGACUGA
Aplosporella prunicola CBS 121167 is the source of this 1800-nucleotide messenger RNA. RefSeq lists its product as uncharacterized. Gene Ontology annotation, molecular function: protein binding. The transcript is spliced from 7 exons. The record is from RefSeq and is a predicted model, not a curated record. NCBI's taxonomy places the organism in Eukaryota, Fungi, Ascomycota, Dothideomycetes, Botryosphaeriales, Aplosporellaceae. The coding region runs from base 1 to 1800 and encodes 599 amino acids.